Molecule: messenger RNA, 1652 nt
Organism: Phragmites australis (common reed)
Lineage: Eukaryota; Viridiplantae; Streptophyta; Magnoliopsida; Poales; Poaceae
Product: protein LURP-one-related 11-like
Exons: 3
Coding region: 38-931 (297 amino acids)
Source: RefSeq, a predicted model, not a curated record
AAGUACCCCAUAACCCGAUUAAUUUGUAACCAGGCCUAUGAAAGUAGAAGAAAAUACAAGCACCUAUAUAGAGGAGACCAGGCACUGGCAUCACAUCCUCAUCAUUUCACUGCAGCUAGCUACCGACACUCCGACAGCAACAGUACAAUCAAUCAGCUCGUCGACCCCUUCAAUGGCCAAGAUCCAGGCCAUACCUGCAGCCUCAUCAACUCCCUCCUCCUGCUCUCCCUCCGGGGAUGGGUGCCAAAGCCUGCAGAAGCAGGCAGUGUACACGGUGUGGCUGAAGUCACUGGUGUUCAACGGCAACGGCUGCACGGUGUACGGCGCCGAUGGCCGCGUCGCCUUCCGCGUCGACAACUACGGCUGCAAGGGCGGCCGCGAGGUGUUCUUCAUGGACCACGCCGGCAAGACACUCAUCAGAAUCCAAAGAAAGAGCUUUGGGGUGUUCAAGAGAUGGGAAGCUUGCCGGUGUUUGGACGACGGCGAGGGCUUCGGGGAGGAGACGAGGCCGUGGUUCAGAGCGCAGAAGGCCCAGGGCAACGGAGCUGCCGUGACGAUGCACGGCAGCGGGAGGACGUACCGGAUCGACGGGUGCGCGCGCAAAUCGGACUACAAAAUCAGCGGCGCAGACGGCGCGCUAGUUGCGGCGAUCGGGAGGAAGCAGACAGCGUCCGGGGUCGUACUGGGAGAGGAUGUCCUGACGCUGGCAGUGGUGCCGGAGGUGAAUCAUCUGCUCGUGCUGGGAGCUCUAGAGGAAACAAAAGCCAAAGAGGUCACAAGGUGCCAUACAUCGUUUCAAAAAAAAAACAAGGUGCAAUACAAGGAGAUUGGGGAACUAACAUGUUCGCCACCAUACGACCCAAAAGAGGCCUCGACAGACAACUCAGCAACAGAAAAUGAUCAAAAGCAACCGAUGCAGGUGGGCCUAUAGAUGACAUCAACGAAAGGAGGAUCCAGGAGCGACAAUAGAAAUCGAUCGCCCUCCACAUCUGUCCAUGGAAGACAAAAGAAAAUUAAGCCUGCUAAUUAGGUGUAAGUACUUACCUUCGUUAAUCCAUUGUUCGUGCUUGAUUAAAUAUAUAGCGCCAAAUAGAACAAUCUGUACGUUUCGAUCGAUGUUGAAAUCUCAUCGCACAUGUUCCCCGUUGCUUUGAGGGUGGAUCAAAAUUCUGAACUGCAUUGGAAUUAAGAGGCAAGUUUAUGUUUUACGUCCAUGCAGUGUCGUAAGGAGUCUUCAUCUUCUCUGCUUCUCAGGCUCUCAGCAAAUUACCUAUACUUACUACCUAUGAAUAACUGGCCCGAAAUUCAAGUGAAUUCAGUAUUUUAGUUGUCUUAAUCUCAGUAGUUAGUUGAUAUGUAUCUGCACUUAAUUAUUACUAUUCAGGCGACUCUCUCGAUCGAGUAUAAAGAAACUUCAGUAGUAUACCACUAUUCUAUCAUAUCGCAUGACGCGAAUGAGUACAAUUAAGUACCAAUUGGCCCAUUUAGUCUUUUAAUUAGGUCUCCAAAAGAGGUAAAAGAAGAACAUCUGCAUAAGUAUAUAUGAGAGAGACGUCGACGACCUAGCCCACUGGCACCCCAUCCUCAUCGAUCAUCAACUCACUUGAGCAAGCUACGACCAACAGGGGCUGAGCAAGCUACGAUAAGCUUCU